AUGCUGCUCUCAAUAAUUCUCCCGCUCGCCUACAACAACGGUCUACCGUACGUGCGCGAGCAGGGCCUCGACGUAUUAAUAGACAGCGGCGCAGGGCGCAGCUAUCUCGCGCAGGCGGUCCUUGACCAGGAUGGCCCGCUUGCGGCGCGGGCGCGGUCAGUCGGAGCCGAGAAUUCGUGCGAGGCGGCGGGUCUCGCGUUUCCCGGGGCGUCGGGCGGCAUCCUGGGCUUCGACGCGCUAGGCGCUGGUUCGUCCUUCGAGCUGACGCUUAAUGAACUGAGGCUCGAUGAGACUGGUUCACCAGCGUCGUCGGUCGUGCUCACGGCCAAAGCGCUGGGGACGGCGACGGCGCCGUAUCCCGUGACGACGUGCGAGUUCUACGGCGCGCUGGCCUGCGAAGUGGAUGCGCUCGUCGACACCGGCUCGCCCGCCACAAUCGUGAACGAGGCCCUCGCGACUGCGGCGGGUUUGUUCGCCAUCGAGGACGCGGAGGAUGAACAGGGGACAACCACAACGGGUCUCGGCGGCGCGGCGACGGCGUUGCGGCGGUGUCGGGCGGCCGGCAUACUCGUGGGCGGGUCCGUGCAGCGGCCGUCGCAGACGGUGCUCGUCGGCGAUCUGCCGCAGUGGGCGGCUCUCGGCGUCGCGUCGGAGCCGGCUUGCGUCCUCGGACUUGAUAUUUUAGGUAACGCGGUCCGUGCGGCGCGGGCGACGGCUCCAAAGCGGCGCAAGACGCGUGGCGAGCGCAGUGAUAGCGUGUUGUCGGCGCCACGCGACGGGGAGGAAUGGGGGUUGGAGAUAACCUAG
Molecule: messenger RNA, 807 nt
Organism: Pelagomonas calceolata
Lineage: Eukaryota; Pelagophyceae; Pelagomonadales; Pelagomonadaceae
Source: the annotation of a GenBank genome assembly